Messenger RNA from Vicugna pacos (alpaca), 2230 nucleotides. RefSeq names its product tetraspanin 17 (gene TSPAN17). Gene Ontology annotation, cellular component: plasma membrane. The record is from RefSeq and is a predicted model, not a curated record. Lineage: Eukaryota; Metazoa; Chordata; Mammalia; Artiodactyla; Camelidae.
AUGGGAGACUCCCAGCACUUCCAGGAACCGGAGGUCGGCUGCUGCGGGAAAUACUUCCUGUUUGGCUUCAACAUCGUCUUCUGGGUGCUGGGAGCCCUAUUCCUGGCCAUUGGCCUCUGGGCCUGGGGUGAGAAGGGCGUCCUCUCCAACAUCUCUGCACUGACCGAUCUGGGAGGCCUUGACCCUGUGUGGCUGUUCGUAGUGGUUGGAGGUGUCAUGUCCGUGCUGGGCUUUGCCGGCUGCAUUGGAGCCCUCCGGGAGAACACCUUCCUGCUCAAGUUUUUCUCCGUGUUCCUUGGCCUCAUCUUCUUCCUGGAGCUGGCAACAGGGAUCCUGGCCUUCGUCUUCAAGGACUGGAUUCGAGACCAGCUCAACCUCUUCAUUAACAACAACGUCAAGGCCUAUCGGGACGACAUUGACCUCCAGAACCUCAUUGACUUUGCUCAGGAAUACUGGUCUUGCUGUGGAGCCCGAGGGCCCAACGACUGGAACCUCAAUAUUUACUUCAACUGCACUGACUUGAACCCGAGCCGGGAGCGCUGUGGGGUGCCCUUCUCCUGUUGCGUCAGGGACCCUGCGGAAGAUGUCCUCAACACCCAGUGUGGCUACGAUGUCCGGCUCAAACUGGAGCUGGAGCAGCAGGGCUCCAUCCACACCAAAGGCUGCGUGGGCCAGUUUGAAAAGUGGCUGCAGGACAACCUGAUCGUCGUGGCUGGGGUCUUCGUGGGCAUCGCCCUCCUCCAGAUCUUUGGGAUCUGCUUGGCCCAGAACCUUGUGAGCGACAUCAAGGCAGUGAAGGCCAACUGGAUCAAACAUGAUGAUGGCUACAAACUACUCAAAUAAACAAAACCUUGAAAACCACUGGCUCUCACCCACCAUCUUGGAGGUUCUGUCAGCUGCAGGGCCUGAGCAGAGCUCGCCGCCUGGGGCCCUGGCCCGGACCCACCUGCCAGCGUGUUUUCUUGGCCUGGGUAGUGUAUACAUUUGAGCUGAGCUUUAAAACUUGACGUAUUUCAUGUAGAAGUCCAGACCCCCGGCUUCUCAUGAAGGUUGAUCACCUGGGACGUCGUCUCCUGGGAUACGUGCUUCCCCGUUCUCUGAGGGCCCCACCUGGCCCCUGCUGCUCACCCUGGAGGCUGGGGUUGGCCUCCUCCGCCUCUGUAGGGUUUUUCCCCUGCAAACUCCGCAAGGCUGUUGUCAGCCACACCUGGGGCGAGGCGCAGGGAUGUGAAGAAUGGAGAGGCUGGACCCUGCCCUGAAGUGGCUACUGCCUGGGAGGGGUCCAGCCCGGCUGAGGACUGAGACCGGUGCCUGGGAGAGGGGCUGAGGGGUGGUUUUGGGAAGAAAGUAGGUGGAAUUUGAAAGCUUGGCACCCAUGGAGUGGGGUUGGGGGGAUGCUUUGGGCCCAUGGUGGUUGAUGCCUGGGCCCACUUGGAAACAGAUUGAAAAUCUUCACAGUGGCCUGCAGAGCUGCCUUGUGGCCACCAGAGGGCGCGCCGGCACACUCUGGGACAGCUGGGUGCCUGGCGAGUCCGCCAUGCUUGUUAGUGCUCGGGUUCAGGGAAUUUGAGAACUUCUAAAGGAGCAGACUUGGGGGGAGUCUGGCUGCUGCUCUCAGCUCUGCUUCUUGGCUGCAUGAAGGGAUAUGUGUGGAGUGAACGCCCCGUCCGUCCCUGGGCUGCCCUUGGUGGCUGAGGAGGGAUUUGGGCUGAUUCACAGAUCUCCAGCUCAGAUGCCCUCAGGGCCAGGUAGGUUGUAUAGAUGAAGGAAACAGGCCUUUGAGGUGUGAGGCCUUUGUCCUGCAACCUUGACUUUCCUGCGGUUCCUGAAGGUGGACGCAGAGAGACAUUGCUUUGUGACGAGAGAUUCAGACUGUCAAGCAACUGAUAAUGGCAGCUGACCUUGAGUAAUAGGGCAUGGUGGGGACUGUGGCAAAGCACAGAUCCCAUCUGAAGGUGGUAGCUGGCCUUUAGUUGUGGCUAAUUGCUGUAAAGUGAGGUGCAGGUCUAAUGUCAGAAGCCUGGAGGAGCCAGAAACCCAGGUUUUUAUGUGAAAUAUCCCUAUUUUUAAGUUGUUGACAACCAAUGGAAAAACAUUUUUAAAUACUGCAAGCCCAACAGGCGGUGUAAGGGCGAGCUUUGGCCACUGUGUGACUACAGAUCCCUCUAGGACUGUCACCCCAGCGGCCCUGACAGGCCGGCACACUACAAUAAACGCAGCUCACAAAGUU